Messenger RNA from Ascochyta rabiei, 735 nucleotides. RefSeq lists its product as uncharacterized. The record is from RefSeq and is a predicted model, not a curated record. Bases 1 to 735 code for a protein of 244 amino acids. Lineage: Eukaryota; Fungi; Ascomycota; Dothideomycetes; Pleosporales; Didymellaceae. The transcript has a single exon.
AUGCCCUUUGGGCCCACCGUCCUCCACCCACUGACCCUCCCGGCCCUGCUCGACUACCUUCUCAGCACCCAGGCUGCCGCCUUCUCCCCUACCACCCUCGUCGUCUGCUCCGACCAACCCGCCUUUCUCGACGACCUCGCACGUUCCUCGGCGCACCAGCAAGCUCCAACGGAUCAGGACGGCAGUCUCCAGCAACUGCUCACCCCCACGCUCCACAAUCUCUCCGCGACUCAACAUGUCAAACUGGCUUUCUGCCCCUCGGUCCAGGCAUUGCUUGCCUACCUGACCGCAUACGAUCGACCCGCCCAUGUCCACGCCGAGGAGAGCGCGGGGAGGGACAGGCUGGUACUCGUGAACCCUCUGGCUUUGCACAAAUCAACGCCCUCCUUCUCCGCACAGGGUCUGUCGAGGACCUUUGCAGCGGCUGUGGAAGCGGCCCUGAGGACUGGCGCCAUGCUGCUCCUCGUCGAGUGUGAGCGCAGACGAGACGGUCGCGCUGACCGUGUAGCCGAGGACGCGCCUGUGCCAGGUGGCGAGGAGGAGAAUCCUGCCGCGGCCGAGCAACAGCCCCCAUGGGACCAGGACGUCUCCCUCCUGAACCUCUCGGCACGCAGGUUCGGUUCGGGCGCAGGGGAGCGCGCAUGGACCGGCCGGACAGUCAAGGCGAAAAGCAUCGCCGCGAGAUGGUUCCACUUCCAGCAUCUUGCUGGCCGCACAAAGGAAGAGCCUGAAUGA